AUGGGGAAGAGCAAGCGGAUAGAUUUCCUUGUGCUGCUAAAUCAUCUUUUGAGUCCAAAGAAGGGCGCGGGAUUGGGGAUUAGGGUUCAAUGGGGGGUUUCAGCAUUGUUUCCCUCCUUUCUGAGCAUAUUUGUAGUCUCUGUUUUCGGCACCAACACAGACAGUCGGACACAGGUUAUGAGGUUAAGGAAGUUUAACAGAAUGCCAUCAAUGUUCAUACUUGUGAAGGACAUUAAACCUCAACACCAACUCAGGGCAAUUCGUGUUAGAGCAGUCAGAGUAUUCGAAGUGCCAGAGAAACGGGGAGAGGGUAACAGCAGUAAGAGUAUGGAAGUACUAAUGCAUGAUGAAGAGGGAAGCUAUAUUCAUGCUAGCAUUCUAAAAAAUCAUGUGGUGAAAUAUAGAGAGAUAUUCAAGGAAGGAAAACUGUACGAAAUUAAGAAUUUCAUUGCUGCGACAAAUUAUUAUGUGUACAAGAUUACACAGCAUGCAUAUAUGCUGAAAUUGAACUACAAGACAGAAGUGAAGGAGAUAAACUCUUUAGGAUUUCCUUUUAAAAUGUUUCGAUUAAAGAGUUUCAGUUCUUUAAAAGAGACUGCAGAUGUGAACGACAAGGAACUUAUUGAUGUUAUUGGUCGAGUAAUUGAGAUCUAUAAUCCUGUGGAUAAGAUUAUAGGUGGAAAGGCAACGAAACUUAUUGACUUUCAGAUUGAGGAUAAUCUUUGGUUUGGUUUUUACUACUAUCAUGGCAAUGAGAACACACUGUCAUGUACUCUAUGGAAUGAACAUGUUGCAUCACUCAUGCCGUAUUACAAUUGUGAUUCAAUCGAACCACUUAUUGUUGUGAUUCAGUGCUGUCGUGCUAAGGUGGUUAGUGGUGAGGUUAGAAUCACCAGCUCAUAUGAUGCUACCAAGCUAUGGUUCAAUGAAGAUUUUGAGGAAUUUCUAGAGUUCAAGUCCAACAUGAAAUCUGAAAGAACUCCCAUGAAGAGUUUGAGUACGGGGACUCUGCACUCACAGGAUGCUGGCAUUAGUGACUUUAAAAGUGGUGGACUCAUUGUGACUACCUGCUACGACCUUAAGAGGACACAAGUGGAUGGGGAAUACUAUGUUGCUGCUGAAAUCUUGGGUUUAAAUCUUGAUGAUGGGUGGUAUAAGGUGGUCAUCAUUGCUUUAGACAAGAGUGGAGAUGCUCCACUCUUGCUUUGGGACAGAGAAGUUGCUGAGCUGGUUGGAAUUCCUGCAUGCUUAUUGUAUCAGAAAUACAAGGAGACUGAUGUUGAAGUCCCCCCCGAGUUGGAUGCUAUUGUGGGAAUGAAGAUGUUGUUUAAAGUAGGUUUAAAAUUGGCUCUAAAGCGGGGUAAAAAUUCUCCUUUCAAUGUGUUGAGGCUGUUAAGGGACGAACAUUUGGUCCAGACUUAUAGUGACAGGUUUGUCGAGCACCAAGAGCAAGAUUUAAUCUCAAAGAUGCUUGAGGAGGAAACAAACAGUGCUGAAAAUUCUGAAGAAGCAUCUAUAGGUGUAGAGGUUAAUAGUCCUGCAUCUAUGCAGCCCUCUCAACAUGAACCUGAUGACACUGUGGUCAGCUCCUUAGCUACAGAAAGAUCACUCUUGGAUGAGUUUUCCUCAUCCAAAAGUCGCAAGAGAACAACAGCCCCCAACAUCAAGAAGGAGAAGACAGCUUGA
Messenger RNA from Ipomoea nil (Japanese morning glory), 1686 nucleotides. RefSeq lists its product as uncharacterized. NCBI's taxonomy places the organism in Eukaryota, Viridiplantae, Streptophyta, Magnoliopsida, Solanales, Convolvulaceae. The record is from RefSeq and is a predicted model, not a curated record. The transcript is spliced from 11 exons. The coding region runs from base 1 to 1686 and encodes 561 amino acids.